Molecule: messenger RNA, 298 nt
Organism: Ectocarpus sp. CCAP 1310/34
Lineage: Eukaryota; Phaeophyceae; Ectocarpales; Ectocarpaceae
Source: the annotation of a GenBank genome assembly
AUGGUGCGCCUCUGCGCUGCGUACAGCUCUUCGGGUCUGCAGCAGCUUGCUCGCCGCUUGCCGUGGAGCCGCCCGCCACAUCCUCCAUGACAGACGUGGCCAUGAGGGGCCUGCGGCGUCUUGUCUGGUUGGUGGCACAGCUCACCGUCCGCACAAGGCAUGGUGCGCCUCUGCGCUGCGUACAGCUCUUCGGGUCUGCAGCAGCUUGCGCGCCGCGUUUGUGUUGCGUCUAUCCGCUGUUCGUGAGUGUGUGUCUUGUUUUUCUCUUUAUCGCGUGUUGUGUGUGUGUUUUUAUUAU